Molecule: messenger RNA, 790 nt
Organism: Apis cerana (Asiatic honeybee)
Lineage: Eukaryota; Metazoa; Arthropoda; Insecta; Hymenoptera; Apidae
Product: bolA-like protein 3
Cellular component (GO): mitochondrial matrix
Source: RefSeq, a predicted model, not a curated record
UGCCGGUUGUGAUAUAACAUGCAACAAAAAUAGCAUGUAAUUUUACGAAAUGAAUAGUUACGAAAGUUAAGUUAGUAAGUAAUAAAUAGAUUAACCUCACUUUUUAUAAAAUGAAUAGAUAUUUUUCAAAAAUAUCAAUUUAAAAAAUUAUACUGUAUAAUAUACAAAUUAAAUAGAUGGCGCUAUCAUAGACUUAUAGUUAGAGUCAGCUGAUUGAGUAAAAUAUUCGUACUCAUGUUCUUGCAGUUGCUAUCGUUUUAUUUGAUUGUUUUCAGCAAAAAAUUGUCACGCGUUAGAUUGUAAAUAAAGAAACAAACGAAGUUUAAUCUAACGCGAUCUAUUAUAAUAACUAUGUUUGGUCGUAUGUUUAUGUCAAAUUUUCGUAAUAUUUCGCUUCUAUCGAGAGUAUGGAAUGGACCCAAUAGUGCAUUGGCUGGCAAACAUGCUGAGCAAAAAAUGAUAUCAAUUUUAAGAAACAAAUUUCCUAAAGCUAAACUUAUAGAAGUAAAUGAUGUAUCAGGAGGAUGUGGUGCAAUGUUUGAAAUAAAUGUUGUAGCACCAGAAUUUAAAGGAUUGAACACUAUUAAACAGCAUCGAUUAAUUAAUGAAGCUCUUAAGGAAGAGAUUAAGGAUAUGCAUGGUGUACGAAUAUAUACAAGUGUUCCUGAAUCUUAGACAAUUCUUAAUUUUUUUACAAAACUAUUUCUUAUAUUAUAAAAUAUAUCACAAAAUGUAUAAUUAAACUGUACAAAGUUUUGUAAAUUUUGCAUAUAAAUAUUCAUUAUACAUA